This is a messenger RNA of Capra hircus (goat), 1464 nucleotides long. RefSeq names its product meiotic double-stranded break formation protein 4 (gene MEI4). Gene Ontology annotation, cellular component: lateral element. Gene Ontology annotation, biological process: oogenesis; DNA recombination; spermatogenesis. The record is from RefSeq and is a predicted model, not a curated record. The coding region runs from base 1 to 1464 and encodes 487 amino acids. Lineage: Eukaryota; Metazoa; Chordata; Mammalia; Artiodactyla; Bovidae. The transcript is spliced from 8 exons.
AUGCAGUGGAUCGCGGCGGCGCUGGAGCUUUUGGAGUUAGACCCCGCCGGCCUGUGCUUCCAAAUGUGUGGUCGUCCUGGAAUACAGCCUGACAUAGAUUCCAAAUUUGCGCAGUUUGUGAAUCUAAAUCAUCAUGUAAUUGACAGUCUUCCUGAGCUGCCGGCCAGGCCGCUCUCUGUGACUGGCCUGCACUGGUACAUUCAGUCACUCGUUCACCCCGGCAAGUACUCGGUAGAGGGCCUGCUGUUGCUUAUUCUUAUUAUUCCUGUGCUCAGCACUGUUGCAUGUGAGUGUCAGCCUUCCUUAGGGAGCGGUGUCCACACCUGUGUGCACUCUGCCCAGGGCGCCUUCAGAAGCGCCGAGAAGUGUGGUCUCCUGCUUGCCAUGGCCAGCGGAUGGAGGGUGUGCCAGCCGAGUGAGACGGUUGAUGCCAGGACUGAAUCAGUCACGGUGGAGGUCCUCAGGGGUUUAUACUUCAGAAGGGGUGAUGGUAUUGAGCCGCUGAAUGCGGUGUCGUGUUGUCCUCUUGCCGGUCAGGCUGUGGUCCAGUGCUGGUUUGGAAAAGUUUGCUCACAGUGGCAGUUGGAAAUCUUUGGAGGGACAAAAAACAAGAUGGAUAAUCAAACAUGGUAUCUGAGAACUUCAAAGCUGGCCCUGGCCUUGGCAAUUAUCCGCUCCAAACCAGCAGACAAAAGCAGCAGAGAAUAUACAGAGCAUCUUGCGAGGAUGGUGUCCGGGCAGGAAUCAAGGUGGAGAUCAAAAGUCGAAGCCUUGGAAGCUGAAGUUCUACAAUUACGUCAGAAACUUCUCCUGAGCAGGAUUUUUUCGGGAUCAUUUAAGAGUGGAGACCCAUCUUCCCAGUUGCAGGCUCAGGAACCUAAAAGUUCUGAAAAUACACCAACUCUGCUGGAGGAUUCCGGGUGUUAUUUAUCCAGUGAGCAGCAGACGCCCUCAGAGAUGCCCCAGUGCUGUGGGGAGAGCCAGAUCCCCACCCCCUUCUCAUCACUGCCCAUUGGGAGUAAACCCUGUGCUCCCCCAGAAGAGCCUCUGUCCUCUCACAUGCAGUUCUUGCAACAUCUGCUUGGACUGAAGAACUUGACUGAGUCAGAGUAUCUGAAAACAGACUUAAGCCACUUUGAGAAUGCCUCUGCCACAAUAUCGGAUUCUGUUUUUCAGUUGCUGGAGGGCUUGAUUGCUUUUUACCGGGCACCCAAACUUCCUUGUUCAAGCUUUUGGACAGAAGCUAUUGAUACUUUAGCUAGACUGAUUGGUGAUUGUAACUUAUCUAAUCAUAUUCUUAGAAAGUGUUCCAAAAAGUUGGAAGAGUUUGAGAAGACCCUGGUACAGGUUAUUUUAAGGAACAACCAUAUCAAUCGGCCUCAUGGCCCAGGAUCUCCAGUUGGACAUCGCUUUGUAGCCAUCUGCGGCUCUGACCUGUCCUCACGACCCAGCUUUGGCAUCUGA